AACUAAUGGAUGUAAAUGACUGACUGGGUAACUCUUAUGAUCUGUGACAGAAAAACACGGCCUGUGUUCAGUAAUUCAUGGAUGUCCUAGUUAUCUCUCAUUCUCUUUUCUCUCAUUUUAUACUUUAACCUAUUUUAGUAUAAAUUGUAAGCUUGCGAAUUUUUUUGAUCGUGUUGGUGGUUGCUAGGCAUUAGGAGCUGCUGAUAUUAUGCCGUUAGAAACAUAUUAUUUGCAACGUGAUGCCAAUAUAGUAUAGUAUACAGCAUUGACCUUUUAUGACUUUAAAAUAAUUUAAUCUUGCCUAUAACCAUUUUUGCAUGUGAAGUUUUAAACAUGGUACCAACAAGUAAAGACGUAACCGACUAGCAAUUACUGUCGACAAGGCCGGGAGACGCGCAGUUUUUUUCUAAACCAACUGGAACAACAACAGCUUACACUAGCAAGGCAAAUAAGUUAAAACGUCUCUCAAUUCAAUUCUGUAUGCAUUAAAGUUAUGCUAUUUAAAAAACCUCUUUUCACGAUGGGGUAAUAAUUUUAAAUUUAGAAAACCAUUUCAGUGCAGAAAGCCACUCGAUGUUCUUUUCAUUGUAAAAUUUUAGAAUGCUAGUAAGAAACAAUUUUUACUUUACUGCAGUCAUAGCUAGGCAUGUUGUGGAUCUUGCUAUGAUAUGAUAUGUCUGGUCAAUGUUACCAUCGGAUCCAUCUUCCAGUGGAAUAUCUCACACCAAUUUACCUGAUUGCUUUCUGGCGUCUUCAGUUUGAUUUCUGAUUACGUACGUUGCGUGUUGCCGGUGAUGGAAGGCGAGAAUGGCUGUUUUCGAUGAUUUUUGUUUUGCUGGUUUAUUGGAUGCUUUGCGACUGGGUAAGCCUACAUCUCUUAUAAAUAUGGGGCAUAUUUGACAGAAAAACGCGACUGGUGUUCAAUUCUAUCGGCUAUCAUGGAUGUCCUAGUUACCUCUCAUUCUCGAAUAUAUUUAACAUUUGAACCUAUUUCAGUAUAAAUUGCGGUAGCUUAUGAAUUGUUUUCAUCGCGUUAUGGAGGCCUGUGCUAGGCAUGAAGAGCUGCUGAUAUUAUAUGGAGGUAGAAACAUAUUUGCAGGUGAUAGACUGAAAUAGUAUAGUAGAACGACCGUUAUUUACCAGACAGAAUUCGCUGUGAUCAUUUUUCAAUAAUUUCUUAUUUCAGCACUUAUUACUUUAUUAGUGUCUAGAACUUAAUUGUAGUUUAUUUAGUAAUUAGUUAAUUAGUAUACAGAACCACGUGUGAGAAGAAAAGGCGGAACCGUUUUUAAAAAAUAAAUCGUCUGCUGUUGCAGUUCACUGCAAAUCACAUCUUGAAAGCGUCUUGCCCUUUGCUGAUGCUGUCGGUUUUUGACCUUUUAACUUUGAAAUAACAUAAUUUUGCCUACAAUUUUGCCUGUGAAGUUUUAACAUGGAACCAGUAACCAGUGAAGAAGUUACCGAGGUAACAAUUAAUGUCGACAAAGAAGACACCAUUAUUUCUAAACCAACUGGAACAAGAACUUACACUGGAAAGAUCACCAUUUCAGUUCAGAAAGCCACGCAAGUAAAAAAGGAGUUUGCCUCCUUCAGAAAUGAUCUGCUGGCUCAACUGGUUGGGGAAUUUAUCGAAGCCUGUUGGGGAUGUUGUUAUGGCUUGUUAUGUUUGGCAUUGCCAAUAUGCAUGAUCACCAUCGGAUCCAUCUUCCUUCAAGAAUGUCCAGUGGAACAUUACAUACCUAUUUACUUGAUAGUUGCUGGCGUCUUCAGUCUGAUUUCAGAUUAUGUGCGUUACGCGUUGGAAGGCGAGAAUGGCUGUUGCCAGUGUUUUUUGUUUUGCUGGUUUAUUGCAGGCUGUGUGUGGAUUUAUGGAGUGAAUGGACCAAGCUUCAGCCCUGAGGACAAAAACUAUUGUAAUCCUUUGCUGUACACGUUUGCUUACUGGAUCGUCACUUUACCUUUUCUGGAGUUGGUGUUCUUAGCUUUACUCUUUGUAGUUUAUUUGUGUGUUCAGGCUGUAGCCAACUUUCCUGUGUGACUGACAGUCUGUCUAGAUAUGCAAAUUGACUUGUUUUAUCACAUGAAAAUGAAAACAGUUUCAGAAAUUCAAAAACAAAGAAAUGUAUUGAUGGCUGGUCCAUGGUAUGCACAGUAAAUGUUAAAUUUCUUGAAUCAUUUCACUGUAAAAAAAUUUAAUAAAAUAUCAAAAUGUCUCC
Molecule: messenger RNA, 2216 nt
Organism: Daphnia pulex (common water flea)
Lineage: Eukaryota; Metazoa; Arthropoda; Branchiopoda; Diplostraca; Daphniidae
Exons: 6
Coding region: 1433-2038 (201 amino acids)
Source: RefSeq, a predicted model, not a curated record